GAUCAAGAUGUUUUACCAAGGUGAUUUACAGAGCGGAAUUAGUAAAGCUGUGCAGGAAGCCAAGUUGGUUGCUUGCUUCGUGGCAGAUGAUGGCGAAGAGAGUCAGCUGUGGGAAAAUGAGUUUCUCCAAGAAGAAGCUUUGAAGGCCUCAUUAUCAAAUCAAACGGUUCUGCUUCGACUCGUGGCAGGCUCAACGGAAGCUGGAUACUUAGCAGCUAUCUUCCCUCUGCCAAAAACCCCAACACUGGUGCUCAUAAAGAAUGGAGAACUAAAAGAGUAUCUGGCUGCGGGAGUCUCUAAGGAAGAUUUCUUCCGUCGUAUGAACCUCGCUCUGGGAUCUACCAGUGCCGCCCAGACAGCGCCAAUACAAGCAGCCCCUCCAACAGCAGUCCCCAGUCAGACUACCCAAAAUCCAGCUUCUCCUCAACCUCCGCGCUCACCGCCAUCCACACCUUCAAGCAACGCCCCGCCAACAAGAGCCUCAGCUCCAGGUCCAACCAGCCAUCCAGCAGAGUCACGUGAUGAAGAGACCGCCGAUGAAAAGAAAGCUCGUCUGGAGGCCCAAAAGAAAGCCCUGCAAGCAAAAGAUGAAGCCCGCCGUGCAGCAGAAAUCCGGGCUAGAAGAGAUGAGAUCGAAGGGGUAGCAUCUAAGUCGACCGCCGACAAGAAGUACGCCAUGAUGCAUAAGAAGCGAGCGCAAGAUGCCCGAGAUGAGCGAGCUCGCAUUCUCAAGCGGGUAGAAGACGACAAAGCCGAAAGACGGGAACGAGAAGCGCAGAGAAAGGCCGAGGCUAAGGCUUUGGCUGAGGGUGUACCUCUUCCGACUGGGUCGAGCAGCAGUCUUCAGCAGGCAAAGUCGACGAACUCGGUCGAAUGCGCUCUGCAGAUUCGACUCUUUGAUGGGUCAACUAUUCGAAGUCGAUUUCCUUCUUCGGCGAGUCUGAGAAGGGAUGUUAGGCCCUGGAUCGAUGAGAAGCAGGCGGGUGACCAGCCGUAUAAUUUCAAGCAAGUCCUAACACCACUACCAAAUAAGAAUAUCGAGACCUCUGAGGAAGAAGGAACCCUCCAGUCACUCGGUCUUACGCCUAGUGCCACCCUUAUCCUCGUACCUAUUGCUGCAUAUAGUUCGGCCUAUGAAGGCGGCACGGGACUCAUAUCUCGCGGUGUUUCGGUUGGGUAUGGAUUAGUAUCUUCUGGGUUGGGAAUGGUCACAGGUCUUUUGGGUGGCAUUUUAGGAGGAGCUGGUGCUACUCCUCCCUCUGCUGAGGAGCAUCGUCAGACUCCAACCUCGACGCCUAACCCGAACCCGUCAAUUAAUGUUAGGACAUUGAGAGAUCAACAGUCUUCAAGGGAUGAUCAGCAAUUCUAUAAUGGGAACGCACUUAACUUCGAGCCGAGAAAAGAUGAAGAUGACAAGAAAGAAGAUUGAUAGGGCUCGUUGUACAAUUGAUCAUUGGCGUUUGGGAAACUGGGCAUUGACAAAGGGGAGGCAAAGUUAGGAAGGUUUUCGAUUGAUAUUGACAUGGCCUUGUAGUAGUAGUUGGCCUUCACACUGAGAUUCUCAGAAAGUGAGGCAAACGGAAAAACUUUUGCACGAAGAGCAAUUCUUUUAAAGGUCUUCCAAAGGCGUUUCCUCAUCUAACAUA
Molecule: messenger RNA, 1646 nt
Organism: Hyaloscypha bicolor E
Lineage: Eukaryota; Fungi; Ascomycota; Leotiomycetes; Helotiales; Hyaloscyphaceae
Exons: 5
Coding region: 8-1429 (473 amino acids)
Molecular function (GO): protein binding
Source: RefSeq, a predicted model, not a curated record